Messenger RNA from Bactrocera neohumeralis, 865 nucleotides. RefSeq names its product hydroxymethylglutaryl-CoA lyase, mitochondrial. The record is from RefSeq and is a predicted model, not a curated record. Gene Ontology annotation, molecular function: hydroxymethylglutaryl-CoA lyase activity. NCBI's taxonomy places the organism in Eukaryota, Metazoa, Arthropoda, Insecta, Diptera, Tephritidae. Gene Ontology annotation, biological process: L-leucine catabolic process; ketone body biosynthetic process. The transcript has 2 exons. The coding region runs from base 29 to 769 and encodes 246 amino acids.
CUUUGUUAGUCCAAAAUGGGUGCCACAAAUGGGCGACAACACGGAAGUGCUGCGUAGCAUACAGAAGCGAACGGGUAUCACUUAUCCAGUGUUAACGCCUAAUUUAAAAGGCUUCGAAAGCGCUCUAAAAGCAGGUGCAACCGAAGUAGCCGUCUUUGGUGCAGCAUCCGACUCCUUUUCAAUGAAAAAUAUAAAUUGCACCGCAGCUGAAAGUAUCAAACGCUUCCAACCGGUCAUAGAAGCGGCACAAAAGGCUGAAGUUAAAGUACGCGGCUAUGUGUCUACAGUGGUUGGUUGUCCUUAUGAGGGCGCAGUGAAACCUAGCGCUGUGGCAAAAAUUGUGGACGCACUUUUCAGUAUGGGUUGUUAUGAGAUAUCAUUGGGCGACACCAUCGGCGUAGGUACACCUGGUUCUAUGCGUCGCAUGUUGGAUGAAGUAGUGAAAGUUGUGCCGCCAAAGAAAUUGGCGGUGCAUUGUCAUGACACCUACGGGCAAGCGUUAGCCAACAUACUUGUCUCCUUAGAAUAUGGCAUAGCAGUUGUUGAUUCCUCGGUUUCGGGGCUCGGCGGUUGUCCAUACGCGCGCGGUGCUUCUGGCAAUGUGGCCACAGAAGAUGUAGUUUAUAUGCUGCAUGGAAUGGGUAUUGAAACAGGCGUAGAUCUAGAGAAAUUAAUAGCGGUCGGUCGCUACAUCUGCAAUGAGUUGGGCCGUCCAUCCGAAUCUAAAGUAAAUCGUGCUUGGAAGAACGCGAAACCACAAAAAAUAUAAAAGAAUUGCUAACAGAAAAAUAGUGGCAUGAAUUCUAUGAAAUUGACACCGAAACUGCGAUAAUGUUGCAUUUAAUAAACUAGCUUUACUAGUCUA